This is a messenger RNA of Passer domesticus (house sparrow), 2940 nucleotides long. RefSeq names its product hyperpolarization activated cyclic nucleotide gated potassium and sodium channel 2 (gene HCN2). Lineage: Eukaryota; Metazoa; Chordata; Aves; Passeriformes; Passeridae. The transcript has 8 exons. Bases 45 to 2804 code for a protein of 919 amino acids. Gene Ontology annotation, biological process: sodium ion transmembrane transport; regulation of membrane depolarization; potassium ion transmembrane transport. The record is from RefSeq and is a predicted model, not a curated record. Gene Ontology annotation, molecular function: voltage-gated potassium channel activity. Gene Ontology annotation, cellular component: HCN channel complex; membrane; axon.
GCCACUCGGCCGCCGGUGGCCUCGGCGGCGGCAGCGGCGGCAGGAUGCGGGCGGGCCGCGGCGCGGCGGGCGGGGAGGCGGCGGCCGAGGAGGAGGCGGCCGAUGGGGCCAAGCGCGGCGGGGCGGCGGGCGCGGGGCGGGCGCGGGGCCGCGGCGGGAAGGGGUCCCCGAACGGCGAGUGCCGUCGCGGGGAAGCGCCGCGCAGCCCCGGCCCGGAGCCGCCCCGCGAGCCCAAGGUCUCGUUCUCCUGCGGCGGCGGCGGCGCGUCCCCCGGCGGGGCCAAGGCGGCCGAGGAGGGGGCGAGCGAGGAUGCGGCCGAGGAGGUCCGCGGGAGCCAGGCCAGCUUCAUGCAGCGGCAGUUCGGGGCGAUGCUCCAGCCCGGCGUCAACAAGUUCUCGCUGCGGAUGUUCGGCUCGCAGAAGGCGGUGGAGCGGGAGCAGGAGCGCGUCAAGUCGGCGGGGGCCUGGAUCAUCCACCCCUACAGCGACUUCAGGUUUUACUGGGACUUCACGAUGCUGCUCUUCAUGGUCGGCAACCUGAUCAUCAUCCCCGUGGGCAUCACCUUCUUCAAGGAGGAGACCACGGCCCCCUGGAUCGUGUUCAACGUGGUCUCUGACACCUUCUUCCUGAUGGACCUGGUGCUGAACUUCCGGACCGGGAUUGUCAUUGAGGACAACACAGAAAUCAUCCUGGACCCCGAGAAGAUCAAGAAGAAGUACCUCAAGACCUGGUUUGUGGUGGAUUUUGUCUCCUCCAUCCCCGUGGACUACGUUUUCCUCAUUGUGGAGAAGGGCAUAGACUCGGAGGUGUACAAGACGGCCCGCGCCCUCCGCAUCGUGCGCUUCACCAAGAUCCUGAGCCUGCUGCGCCUGCUGCGCCUCUCGCGCCUCAUCCGCUACAUCCACCAGUGGGAGGAGAUCUUCCACAUGACCUACGACCUGGCCAGCGCCGUGAUGAGGAUCAUCAACCUCAUUGGGAUGAUGCUGCUACUCUGCCACUGGGAUGGCUGCCUCCAGUUCCUGGUGCCCAUGCUGCAGGAUUUCCCCCAGAACUGCUGGGUGUCCAUCAACGGGAUGGUGAACGACUCCUGGAGUGAGCUGUACUCCUUCGCCCUCUUCAAGUCCAUGAGCCACAUGCUGUGCAUCGGCUACGGGAAGCAGGCGCCCGAGAGCAUGACGGACAUCUGGCUGACCAUGCUCAGCAUGAUCGUGGGGGCCACCUGCUACGCCAUGUUCAUUGGCCACGCCACCGCCCUCAUCCAGUCGCUGGACUCCUCCCGGCGCCAGUACCAGGAGAAGUACAAGCAGGUGGAGCAGUACAUGUCCUUCCACAAGCUGCCCGCUGACUUCCGCCAGAAGAUCCACGACUACUACGAGCACCGCUACCAGGGCAAGAUGUUUGAUGAGGACAGCAUCCUGGGGGAGCUCAACGAGCCCCUGCGUGAGGAAAUCGUGAACUUCAACUGCCGCAAGCUGGUGGCCUCGAUGCCGCUGUUUGCCAACGCCGACCCCAACUUCGUCACGGCCAUGCUGACCAAGCUGAAGUUUGAGGUGUUCCAGCCGGGCGACUACAUCAUCCGAGAGGGCACCAUUGGCAAGAAGAUGUACUUCAUCCAGCACGGCGUGGUCAGCAUCCUCACCAAGGGCAACAAGGAGAUGAAACUCUCCGACGGCUCCUACUUUGGGGAGAUCUGCUUGCUGACCCGUGGCCGGCGCACGGCCAGUGUCCGUGCGGAUACCUACUGCCGCCUCUACUCACUCUCAGUGGACAACUUCAACGAGGUGCUGGAGGAGUACCCCAUGAUGAGACGGGCCUUUGAGACUGUGGCCAUCGACCGUCUCGACCGCAUCGGGAAGAAGAACUCGAUCCUGCUCCACAAAGUGCAGCACGACCUCAACUCAGGUGUCUUCAACAACCAGGAGAACGAGAUCAUCCAGGAGAUCGUCAAGUACGACCGGGAGAUGGUGCAGCAGGCGGAGCUGCAGCAGCACACGGCCAUGUACAGCCCCGUCCAGCCGCAGGUCACCUCCGCCAUCGCCACCCUCCAGCAAGCCGUCGCCAUGAGCUUCUGCCCGCAGAUGGCCAGCCCGCUGGUGGGCUCCAUGGCGCUGGGCUCGCCCCGCAUGAUGCGCCGCUUGCAGUACGCCCAGGCCGUGCCCAGCCCCUUCGCCGUGUCCCCCGUGCUGCUGCAGCAGAGCCCCCCGCCGCAGCCGCAGCCCCCCGUGCCCCACGCCAACCCCUCGCCCUCGCAGGACCCGGCGCAGCCCGCGGCCCUGCCCGCCUCCACCAGCGCCUUCGCCGCGGCCGCGGCCAGCCCGCCGUCCCAAAGCCCGCUGGCCAGCCGGACGUUCGCCUACGGAGGUGCCCCCGGGCCGCUGGGCUCGCAGCUGUCCCUCAGCCAGCAGCCAGCGCCCAGCUCGCCCCAGCGCCUGGCCGCCCACAAGAGCACACAGGCGCUGCACACCAGCAGCCUCAGCCAGGAUUCGCGGCCCCUCUCGGCCUCGCAGCCCUCGCUGCCCCACGGGCUGGCGGCCGGCAGCACCCAGAGCCCCCCGGCCUCCGCCCGCGAGUCCAGCACCUCCAUCGGAGCGGGCCCGGCCGCCGCCUCGCCGGGCCCGGGCCCUCCGGCCGGGCUGCGGGCCCAGGCGCCCUCACGGGGGGCCGCGGCCCACCCGGCGCCCACGGGCUCGGCGCUGACACCGCCGCCCGCCCUGCCGCAGGACCCGGCGGCGGCCCGCAAGGAUUCGGCGUCCAGCACGCCCGACACGGACCCGGCCAAGUCCAGGCUGUCUUCCAACUUGUGACCUCCGCGCCGGGCACGGGGACACGCGCGCCGGAGGGGCGGCGGCGGGGAGCGCCAGCUCCCCUCGCGUCCGCCCCGCGCCGCCGGGUGAGGCCGCGCCGCCGGCUGCCGCCCCCCAACACGGCGCCAGCCCCGCU